Plectropomus leopardus (leopard coralgrouper) is the source of this 891-nucleotide messenger RNA. Lineage: Eukaryota; Metazoa; Chordata; Actinopteri; Perciformes; Serranidae. The record is from RefSeq and is a predicted model, not a curated record.
GAGAACCAGGAUGUCAGUCUGGUGGUUCUGCUUUCGUUCAGGGAGCUGAACUUGAUCAGAGAUGAGCGGCUCAGUCUCCUCUCGCUGCUCCAUGUUUUCCAUCCAACAUUACAGAAGGUCACAGCAGAGGAGCUCGCCGUCUGUAACGUUUUGUUCAUCUUUGACGGCCUGGACGAAAGCAGACUUUCUCUGGAUUUCAACAACAAUGAGGUCGUAUCUGAUGUCACACAGACGUCAUCAGUCAACCUGCUGCUGACAAACCUCAUCGAGGGGAAUCUGCUGCCCUCGGCUCUCGUCUGGAUCACUUCCCGACCCGCGGCAGCCAAUCAGAUCCCUCCUGCACGUGUUGACAGGGUAACAGAAGUACGAGGCUUCACCGACGCCCAGAAGGAGGAGUACUUCAGGAGGAGAGUCGGCGAUGAAGAGCUGUCCAGCAGAAUCAUCUCACACAUCAAGACAUCCAGGAGCCUCCACAUCAUGUGUCUGAUCCCAGUCUUCUGCUGGAUCACGGCUACAGUUCUGGACCACAUGUUGACCACAGAGCAGAGAGGAGAGCUGCCCAAGACCCUGACCGACCUGUACUCACACUUCCUGCUGGUUCAGACAAAGAGGAAGAAGCACAAGUAUGAUGAGGGACACGAGACGAGUCCACGGGAGCUGACGGAGGCUGACAGGGAAGUUCUUCUGAAGCUGGGGAGGCUGGCGUUUGAACAUCUGGAGAAAGGAAACAUCAUGUUCUACCAAGAAGACCUGGAGCGAUGUGGUCUGGAUGUCACAGAGGCCUCGGUGUACUCGGGAGUUUGUACCCAGAUCUUCAGAAGAGAGAGCGUGAUCUUCCAGAAAACCGUCUACUGCUUCGUCCAUCUGAGCGUUCAGGAGUUUCUGGCUGCA